This is a messenger RNA of Aspergillus clavatus NRRL 1, 2877 nucleotides long. RefSeq names its product aspartyl-tRNA synthetase, cytoplasmic (gene erdS). Lineage: Eukaryota; Fungi; Ascomycota; Eurotiomycetes; Eurotiales; Aspergillaceae. Gene Ontology annotation, biological process: aspartyl-tRNA aminoacylation. The record is from RefSeq and is a predicted model, not a curated record. The transcript has a single exon. Gene Ontology annotation, molecular function: RNA binding; aspartate-tRNA ligase activity; ATP binding. Gene Ontology annotation, cellular component: cytosol; aminoacyl-tRNA synthetase multienzyme complex; cytoplasm. The coding region runs from base 1 to 2877 and encodes 958 amino acids.
AUGUCGAUCAAGCGCGCUUUGUCCAAGAUCAAGCCCAAAUCCGAUGAGGAUUCUACGUCCUCUGGCGGCGGCGGCAGCACCAACAGAAUAUCGAUCUCCUCUAUCGCCUCUCCGCGUCGCAGCAUCUUCAGCGGUUUCUUGCGCGACCGCGAUGAUGUCUCUUCCUCGGACGAUAUCUCCGAUGACUCUUCUAACGCCGGCUCCAUGAGCAAAAACCAGCAGAAGCGCUUGGCUCGGGAACAGCGUCGGAGAGAGCGCAGCCGGCUCAGUGAGGAACACCAUUUAGAUGAUUCCGAACGACGCCAGAAGGAGGAAGAGAUCGCAGUCGCCGCCAGCCAAGAGACAGCCGAGAUGAAGCUGCGAUAUGGAGAACUGCCGUUGAUGCAAUCGAGCACCCGUCUGCGAGAGCCCCGCGUUCGCCUGGAGAACAUCUCCGCCGCCAAUGUCGGCCAGGAGGUCCUCUUCACCACUCGUCUGCACAUUGUGCGUCGCAUGAGCUCGAAGCUGGUCUUCCUGAUCUUCCGUCAGCAGCUCACCACUUUCCAAGGUGUGCUCCACGAAGUCCCCGGGGCGAAGUCCAUUGCCAUGAUCCAGUGGGCGGAGCAUCUGCGACUGGGAUCCAUUGUGCAUGUGCGCGGCAUCGUCCAGGCCCCCGAAGUGCCCGUGUUGGGUUGCAGCAUCCACGAUGUCGAGUUGCGCAUCGAGCAGAUCCAUCUGGUGGUUCAUCGGGAGGAACCCGUGCCCUUCAGUGUCUACGAGGCCGAGAUCCGCACUGCCGAAGAGGAACGCGUCGAGGGCCGUCGCAGCCACAUUUCGGACCGCACCCGACUCAAUAACCGUCUCCUGGACUUGCGGACUCCGACGGCGCAGUCCAUCUUCCGCAUCCAGUCCGCUCUGAGUAAUAUCUUCCGAUCGUCCCUUGACGAGCAAGGUUUUAUCGAAAUCCAUACCCCCAAGCUCCAAGGCUCGGCCACCGAGUCGGGCGCUAGUGUCUUCCAAGUCAACUAUUUCGGUCGGGAUGCCUUCUUGGCCCAGAGCCCCCAGCUCGCCAAACAAAUGUGCAUUGCAGCCGAUUUUGGCCGAGUCUAUGAGAUCGGUGCCGUCUUCCGAGCGGAGAACUCCAAUACCCACCGUCACUUGACGGAAUACACUGGUCUGGAUCUCGAAAUGGCCAUCGAGGAGCAUUACCAUGAGAUGCUGGAGGUGCUUGAUGCCGUCAUCAAGAACAUCCUCACGGUUGUCUAUGGCCGUUACCGCAAGGAAGUGGAGAUUGUGAAGCAUCAAUUCCCGUCGGAGGAUGUCGUGUGGCUGGAGCAAACCCCCAUCAUCCGCUUUGCAGACGGCAUCAAGAUGCUCAAUGAUUCCGGCUGGCGCGACGAAGAUGGAAAUCCGCUGCCCGAUGAUGAGGAUCUACACACCCGCGAUGAGAUUCGUCUGGGCGAGCUGGUCAAGGAGCAGUACGGCACCGAUUACUACAUCCUCGAUAAGUUCCCCACCGGCGCGCGUCCUUUCUACGCCAUGCCUGACCCCGAAGACCCGCGCUUUACCAACUCCUUCGAUAUCUUCAUCCGAGGCCAGGAGAUCGUCUCCGGUGGCCAGCGUAUCCACGACCCUCACAUGUUGGAGGAAAAUAUGCUUCGCUGGGGCAUCAACCCGGAGUUGAUGGAUGAUUAUAUGGAGGGUUUCCGCUGGGGUGCGCCUCCCCAUGCCGGCGCGGGUGUUGGUCUUGAGCGUCUGCUGAUGCUGCUCCUGAAAUUGGGCAACAUUCGCCUGGCCUCGCUCUUCCCUCGUGAUCCCAAGAGCUUCCCCGCGAAGCCCCCCGUUCUGCAGCUUCGCCACCCUGAGUCGUCGACCGUUGAGCCUCCAUGGGUACGAGAGAAAGAGGGCCAGCGCGCCAAGGACGAGAGCCAGCUGCAACCAUUGGAACACUUGAUCGCCAACUACGGAGAUGCUACUUCCACUUCGUGGGGGGAUGAGCGGUUCAAGAUUUGGCGAGACAUGGCCACCGGCGCGGCCGUCUCCUACGUCCCCAGCACCAACAACUAUGCGGUGAUUCCCGGCAACCCCCUCUGCGACCCCGCCCAAUACAAUCGUGUCAUCACCCAAUUCCUGCACUGGAUGCGGCGCGAGACCAAGUACAAGCCCAUCUGGCUUCUCUGCUCGCCCGAAGUUGAGACUAUCCUGGGUGAGAAACUGGGUUGGCGCAGCUUGUCUUGCAUUGCCGAGGAGCGCGUCGACCCAUCCCGUAACCAGGCCGCAUCCGACGGUGAGAUUGCCCGCAAGAUUCGCCGCGCACAAAAUGAAGGCAUCAAGGUUGUGGAGAUGAAGUAUGGUGAGAUGGUGCCGGACGAUGCUCGUGAGAAGAUCGAAGCCCGCAUCCAAGACUGGCUUGCCAACCGGAAGGGUGCUCAGGUGCAUCUGUCUGAGAUUCACCCUUGGCGCGACCCCGAGCACCGCUGGUAUUUCUACGCGGUGGACAAGUCUGGCACCAUCUGCGCGUUUGUUGCUCUGGCCAUGUUGUCCCCCCAGCACGGCAUGCAGGUCAAAUACAGCCUCGACUUCCCGGGCUCCCCCAACGGUGUCAUCGAGUACCUUUUGACGCAUGCCAUCCAGACUGCGGCCGCGUCUGGCGUCAAGUCCCUCACAUUCGGCGCCGGUGCGACAGCGACCCUGACACCUGGUCACAACAUGCAUGGAACCAAGAUCAAGAUGCUGCAGCACACCUACGAGACUCUGGCCAAGCAAUUCCACCUGGUGCGCAAGAGUGAAUUCAGAGCCAAACUGGGAGCCCACGACGAACCCCUCUACAUUGCCUACCCGCCCCACGGCCUUGGCUCGAAAGGCAUCCGGGCCGUCUUGCACUUUUUCGAGGAUUAA